CUAUGCAGAACUGUGAGAGCAACUUAAUGCACACCUCAAAACCCUCCAAAUAGAAUUUGCAUUGGUUUCCAGAGAAAAACUCAAUUGUCUUUCAUUGUUAGUUUAUAUCAAAUCCAAUUUCGAUUUUUGUCGUUGAAUUCGUAUUGAUUCAAUGACGAAAAUGGAUUUUCAAGUAGUUGUAUUAGCGGGUGGUACAUCAAAGAAUUUAGUGCCUUUGGUUUCUAAAGAUCUCCCUAAACCUCUACUUCCUGUUGCUAAUCGUCCUCUUCUUUCUUAUGUUCUUGAACUUCUUGAAUCAAGUAAUCUCAAAGAUCUCAUCGUCGUUGUGGAAGGUCAAGAUGCAGCUGUUAAAGUUGGAACAUGGAUAUCAAGUACUUAUGCUGCUCGUAUUCAUGUUGAGGUUGCUGCAGUGCCUGAGGAUGUUGGAACUGCUGGCGCUCUUCGAGCUGUUGCUCACUACCUUACUGCAAAUGAUAUCUUGGUUGUUAGUGGAGAUCUUGUUUGUAAUGUUCCUCUUGGAGCUGUUGCAGCAGCACAUAGAAGACAUGAUGCAGUUGUAACAUCACUUUUGUGUGCUACCCCUGUUCCAUCAGAGACUGGAUCUUCUGGUGGAAAGGACAAGGCAAAAAAGCCGGCACGGUAUAAUAUUAUCGGACUGGACCCUACACAGCAAUUCUUACUAUUUGUUGCUACAGGAGCUGAAGUUGAGAAAGAUAUUAAAGUUCAAAAGAGUCUUCUCCAAGCUGCAGGCGAGAUGGAGAUUCGGGCCGAUCUCAUGGACGCUCAUCUGUACGCCUUUAAGUGGUCUGUUCUAAAAGAGGUUCUGGAUCAAAAUGAAACAUUUCAAAGCCUAAAGCAGGAUGUUCUGCCAUAUUUAGUUUGGAGUCAACUGAGGUCAAAAGUAGCUUCUGAUGGGGCACCCGAAGCAGAAAAUUGGAAUGAGAAUGGUGCUUCACAAAAUAGCCAAUCAUUACUCUCACAGCACCUGGCAACACCAAGUUUUCAUGACAUUUACGCUUCAGAUCGUAAUGGUUUUUCUCCUGCACCAAGAAGAACACAUAAAUGUUGUGCUUAUAUUGCAGACAAGAGCAAAUACUGUGCGCGUUUAAAUUCUAUCCAAGCUUUUAAUGACAUAAAUCGAGAUGUGAUAGGAGAGGCAAGUCACUUAUCAGGGUAUUCUUUUUCCGUUCAUAACAACGUCAUCCAUCCAUCAGCCGAGCUUGGAUCAAAAACUACUGUUGGCCCACAAUGUAUGCUGGGCGAGGGUUCACAAUUGGGCGAUAAAUGUAGCGUCAAACGCUCACUCAUUGGUCGUCACUGCAGAAUUGGCUCAAACGUAAAGGUUGCGAAUUCUGUUGUGAUGAACCAUGUUACUAUUGGUGAUGGAUGUUCCAUCCAAGGUUCUGCUAUUUGUAGUAACGUUCAGCUCCAUGAGCGUGCUGUUCUGAAGGAUUGCCAGGUAGGAGCAGGUUUUGUUGUUACUGCUGGCAGCGAGCAUAAAGGAGAAUCUCUUGCAAGAAAAUAGAAAUGGUCAUCAUAGUGAAUAUCUCUGCUACUGUCCAUUUUCUUCUCUCAAAGCAGUUUAAGAGAAAUAGUAGCCUUGAUGAGUGCGGCUUUCGGAUUUCAAGUGUUUAAGGGAGACUGCGCGAAGAAAAGAGAUGUUCAAUUUUGUCAAGUUUUUCUUUCUUAUUCUUUUACUGAUAUAUCUGUAUCAUGGUCUAAACUUAGUAAUCGACUCAGAAAGUUGGUUUCCCUGAUGGAUCUUAUGGAAUGAAUGUGAUUUUUCAUCUGCUAAACAAUUCACCUCAGUGAAACAAGAUUCUGUGAAUGAAAAGUGCAUCUGCUAUGUUGAGCUGUUA
Molecule: messenger RNA, 1859 nt
Organism: Papaver somniferum (opium poppy)
Lineage: Eukaryota; Viridiplantae; Streptophyta; Magnoliopsida; Ranunculales; Papaveraceae
Product: translation initiation factor eIF-2B subunit gamma-like
Exons: 12
Coding region: 152-1525 (457 amino acids)
Biological process (GO): biosynthetic process; cytoplasmic translational initiation
Cellular component (GO): guanyl-nucleotide exchange factor complex; eukaryotic translation initiation factor 2B complex
Molecular function (GO): translation initiation factor activity; guanyl-nucleotide exchange factor activity
Source: RefSeq, a predicted model, not a curated record